This is a messenger RNA of Aaosphaeria arxii CBS 175.79, 1713 nucleotides long. RefSeq names its product beta-lactamase/transpeptidase-like protein. The record is from RefSeq and is a predicted model, not a curated record. The annotation marks the transcript as partial. The transcript has a single exon. Lineage: Eukaryota; Fungi; Ascomycota; Dothideomycetes; Pleosporales.
GCACCAGCCUUUGCCGACUUCGGCGGACCAAGAUACCCGUUUCCAAAAGACUUGACCAGCAACAAGAGUUACAUCCCCGAGGCAUGGAAAACUAUUACAUCUACCCUUGAGAAGGCCUUGUCAGCAGGCCCCAAUGCGACAAUAGGCGAGACUCCGGGUCUCUCCAACCUCACAUUCUCCUUGGGACUGUUCUCACUCGAAGACGAAUCCGUAUCUGAGUCGCAGUUUCAUUACACCUCUCCCGUGAUCCAGGCCUCAAAUGGCACCACCAAGGUGGACGAGAACUCUCUAUAUCAAGUAGCCAGCAUUACCAAGGUCUUUUCUGUGCUUGCUGGAAAGCUAAACCUCAAGCCUGCGGACUGGGAUACACCUCUUACUGAGCUUUUCCCGGUUAUCGCUGAGCUCGCGGAGAAGCUAUCGAAGGAGGACAAUGCCGAAUACAUCCAAUGGGACAAGAUAACCCCUGCUGUUCUUGCUUCACAGCAAUCUGGAAUUCCGACAAACCCUAUAAGUCUAGAUCUUCUCGUGGGUUAUCUCACGAAAGGAACCAACCCUCUUGAGGACGGCUUUCCAGUAUUCGACUUUGAGACGGAUCCACUGAGUGCAGUUCCAUGCGAGGACGUUUACUCCAACAUCACCUGUUUCUUCCCCAACCUUGCGCCGCGCGGACCCAACCAUUUGCCUUGGUCUGGACCCCUCUAUUCGAACAAUGGCUUCAUCCUCUUGACCGCUGCUCUCCAGAAUAUCACUGGCAAGAGCAUUCCUGAGCUCUUCGCUGAGAGCAUAUAUGGUCCCCUGGGUCUGGAAUCCACUUUCACAACACCCAUUCCCGAAGCUGAGUUGGGUCGCACUGUGUUCUAUGAUCCUGCGGAGGUACUCUCCCCCGCUAGCCUUACUGCUGGCUCGGGUGGUGUCGUUUCGUCCCUCCAUGACAUCAAUCAAUUCGGCGCCGGCAUCCUGAACUCUACCAUCCUUCCAUCCGAAGAGACACACAGGUGGCUGAAGCCCGGCGCCCACACUGACCGCUUCGAGUUCGCCAUGGGACAGCCCUGGGAAAUCCUCCGCUGGACACACGAGUCCGGCGCCGUUACCGACCUCUACACCAAGGGAGGCGAUUCCGGCACUGCAGGAACAUUCCUCGUCCUUGUCCCCGAUUACAACUUCGGUUUUACUAUCCUCGGGUCCUCUCCUGAUCUAGCCACCAAGAUUGCCAUCGUGCAGGCCCUCGGCGACUUCAUCUCCGCCACUCUUCUGCCCGCUCUCGAGAAGCAAGCCCAAGCAGAAGCCGAACACAACUUCGCCGGCACCUACUUCACGAGCAACAACGGCACCAACAGCACUCUCAUCCUCUCCGUCAACAAGACCGAAGGUGCCGCCCCGGGCCUCCUCAUCGACCAGUACCUCGCCAACGGCGUCGACUUCCAGACGACGGAACCGUUCUAUUUCGCACCCGGCGCACGCCUCCAGCCCACGAUCCUGACCUCCGGCACAGGCAAGUUGGGCUUCCGCGUCGCGACCGCCGCGGACGCCCCCGGUGUCGAUAAGAGUAAGACGCUGUUCUCGGGCGCCGGUAGAGCGAACUUCCUCGUCGGCGAUGCGAUCGCGUAUGGUGGGAACUCACUGUCGCAGUUCGUUAUCGAGAUUGAUGAGCAGGGUAAAGCCACGGGUGUUACGCCAACUGCUCUUAGGACGACGUUGAAGAGGGCGGAGUGA